Molecule: messenger RNA, 3016 nt
Organism: Oryzias latipes (Japanese medaka)
Lineage: Eukaryota; Metazoa; Chordata; Actinopteri; Beloniformes; Adrianichthyidae
Gene: chrm5a
Product: cholinergic receptor, muscarinic 5a
Biological process (GO): G protein-coupled receptor signaling pathway, coupled to cyclic nucleotide second messenger; adenylate cyclase-inhibiting G protein-coupled acetylcholine receptor signaling pathway; chemical synaptic transmission
Cellular component (GO): dendrite; plasma membrane; synapse
Molecular function (GO): G protein-coupled serotonin receptor activity; G protein-coupled acetylcholine receptor activity
Source: RefSeq, a predicted model, not a curated record
CUUCAGAUAAAUGCCAUGAGAACAUGUUAAAAACACCAAAAACACAAUAUUCUAGGGAGUGAGUCUUUAAUCAGUGUAGAGAUUCUUUAUGGAUGGAUGUUUUUUUUUUCUCAACUUCAACCAUCUAUCAAGGCAACUAACUUGUAUGAACUAAGCUGUUUUUUCUUUUUGGUCAGAGCUUUUUUUUAGUUACUGGCAACAUAACUCCAUCGGCACCAUCUGAAACAUAAAGAAACAAAAUGCCUUUACAUUCCACAAAAAAGUGUUGCUUAUUUUCUUUUCUUCUGUCUGUGGUGACUUAGAUGAGCGUUUCUGGCACAGAUAAGCGCUCAGCCUCCAAAGCCUGGUGCACCUUCCCAUCAACGCUUAAGCGAGGGUCCCUGUGAUAAAACAUCUGUCACUUUUGGUGGUCUGCUUAUCUGGCCGAGCCGCGUCUCUGCUCUCCCACGCGAGCACAAAGCAGCAGCAGCAGACUGAGCAGAUGAGCUUGAUGAUGCUCGCGUGGCUCCAGCCUCCGAGCCGUUCAUAGACCAAGAGACCCUCAAGUGGUGAUAACCAGGAUCUCUUCUUUGUUCUUCACACAGGACUGUGUCUAAAGCACACGCGCUCCGUUUCUCCUUCCGCCCCCACACUUUCCAAAAACUGAUUCCUCUGAGCUGACCCCCCACUCUCUGCUUCCUUCGCUCUCUAAGCUGCAUGUUCGUUGUCCUGAAACACGAUGAACCGCUCAGCCCUAUGGGAAUUUCUCCUCCCAGCUUGCGAGCGUCAGAUACAUCUGUGUCUGUCAGCCAGAGGAGUUCCAGCGGAGCGGCACUGUGGCUGCAGCAGUAACUUGGCUCAGACAUCACAGUGACAUUCUGCUUCACUUUGUCUGAUACAGAGCACACUGAUUCUUGCUAAGCUCACUCUGGGAGGAAAAGUUCUCUUCUGUUCUCUUUCUCUGGCUCCUGAGCGCACCGGUCUUUAAUUUAUGAAUGACUUUAGCAGGAUGUUUUACAGCUGAGGAUACUUUUCCCAUUUGUACAAAUGCUUUGUUUUGGAGCUGUGCAGAGAGGAGAGGGAUGCUGCUCUGAAGAAGAGACGACCUCCUUGUAUCUGCCUUGCCAUUUGAAUACUGUCUCUCCUGCUUCCCAGCUUUUCCUCAGUCAUGCAUGGGUCAAGUCAGCAGGAUGUCUCAUCUGCCACCGUCUCCUCUUCAGCCGUGUUGCUCUCCUUUCCACCAGAAGGCUUCCCAGGCAAAACAAAGGGAUUAACUAUGAAAUUUGCUCUCACCUGGAGAUGCGGCAUUCCCUCAAACGGAAGACUGCGAGAUCUCCUUUAAGUCAGUUGUGACAUUUCUAGACAUGGAAAAUCCAAACAAACUCCAGUUGGCUGGAAGCCAGUAAAAACCAGAAGACCAUGGAAGGAGAAAUUGCGCUAAACUCCACGCUGAACGCCACUACGACAGAUAUCCACCUGGUGACUCACAAUCUGUGGGAGGUGAUCACCAUAGCGACGGUGUCAGCUAUAGUCAGCAUCAUCACCAUUGUUGGGAACAUCCUUGUUAUGCUGUCUUUCAAAGUCAACAGCCAACUGAAGACUGUCAACAAUUAUUACCUGUUAAGUCUGGCAGCUGCUGAUCUCAUCAUAGGAGUUUUCUCCAUGAACCUUUACACCUCCUACAUCCUGAUGGGUUACUGGGCUUUAGGGAGCCUCGCCUGUGACUUAUGGUUGGCGUUGGAUUAUGUGGCGAGUAACGCCUCAGUCAUGAAUCUCCUGGUCAUCAGUUUUGACAGAUAUUUUUCCAUCACCAGGCCUUUGACCUACAGAGCCAAACGGACUCCCAGACGAGCCGCCAUCAUGAUAGGCUUGGCCUGGCUCGUGUCCCUGAUUCUCUGGGCACCACCUAUUCUGUGCUGGCAAUAUUUUGUCGGGAAAAGGACGGUACCUGAAAGACAGUGCCAGAUCCAGUUUUUCUCUGAGCCAGUAAUCACGUUCGGAACAGCGAUCGCUGCCUUUUACAUCCCUGUUUCAGUCAUGACAAUACUGUACUGUCGAAUCUAUAAGGAAACUGAGAAGAGGACAAAAGAUCUGGCGGAGCUUCAGGGAGUUAACUAUCUGGCAGAUAGUGGGGUGACAAAGCCUCAGAAAACUAUCAUCAGAUCCUGUUUUAGCUGUAAGCUACGUUCAACUUCACAUGAAAUGAACCAAGCCUCCUGGUCCUCCUGUAGUAGGAGCACCGCUGCCAAAUCAGCAGCCUCCAACAGCGAUGAGUGGUCCAAAGUGGGUCAGCUCACCACCUUUAACAGUUACGCCUCAUCAGAGGAGGACGACAGGCCUGUGUCUCCGGCAGACUUCCAGACCUCCCUCAGAAAUGCAGAGUGCGAGGACAGUAAGAGCGGGGUUGGGAGCGUGAGCGAGCAGCUCAGUUUCUUCCAGACGCCUCGCAGAAGUACCUCACAGAAGAGCAGCAAGUGCGUGUCUUACAAAUUCAAGCCAAUGGCCCAGGAGCCUCACAUGGAGCACCACAGUAAUAACAGAGACUCCAAAAUGGUGUCAUCAGUCUUCUCCUCCGCUGAAUCCAUGACUGUUCCCUCUACAUCAUCAGCAUCCAAGCCUAUAGACGGCACACUGAAGAACCAGAUCACCAAGAGAAAGAGGCUGGUGCUGAUUAAGGAGAGGAAAGCAGCUCAAACCCUCAGCGCCAUCCUGCUGGCCUUCAUCCUCACAUGGACACCGUACAACAUCAUGGUGCUGAUUUCCACCUUCUGCUCAGACUGUAUCCCCUUAUCCCUGUGGCAUUUAGGCUACUGGCUGUGUUACGUCAACAGCACCGUCAAUCCCAUGUGCUACGCCCUUUGCAACAAGACUUUCCAAAAAACCUUCCGCAUGUUGUUGCUUUGUCAGUGGAAGAAGAAAAGACUUCAGGAGAAGCUCUAUUGGUACGGACAAAACCCUGUGGUUAGCUCCAAGAUGUCAUGACUUAGUCUUUUUAACGUGUGUGAAACAAUCUGUAAAAAAUACAUUUUUAUCAUCG